Myxocyprinus asiaticus (Chinese sucker) is the source of this 703-nucleotide messenger RNA. It is a transcript of the gene ccl34b.4, whose product is annotated as chemokine (C-C motif) ligand 34b, duplicate 4. The record is from RefSeq and is a predicted model, not a curated record. Gene Ontology annotation, molecular function: chemokine activity. Gene Ontology annotation, cellular component: extracellular region. NCBI's taxonomy places the organism in Eukaryota, Metazoa, Chordata, Actinopteri, Cypriniformes, Catostomidae. The transcript is spliced from 4 exons. Bases 123 to 422 code for a protein of 99 amino acids. Gene Ontology annotation, biological process: immune response.
UCUGACGCAUUAUUUUCCAACGGAUUAGUAGUUCUUUUAAAAGACCUCAUAAUAAGACACCCUCAACAUCAACACAGAAUAACUAAACAAGACGCCUUUGAUCUGGACAUCAGAGCUACAGUAUGCUGUGCUGGACUUUUAGAUUUUUCACUUUUGCUGUUCUGAUCACCCUCAUGGGAUGUUUUACUGGUGCGCAAGGCAACUAUCGUCGGCCAACUAAAGUUGGAGUCAACUGCUGCAAGGAGGUUUCAAGAGCAAGAAUCCCUCUUGAAAUAAAACUGAUUGGAUACAAGCAUCAGAAUGCUCUGACUCCAUGUGUCGAUGCCAUUAUAUUCUACACUGAGAAGGAAAAAUAUUGCUCUGAUCCAAAAGCACGCUGGAUUUCACCCCGAUUGAAAGGUCUGAAGGAGAUACAAGACUGAACCAAUGGAAGUCUAAAAGAUGUACAUGCACUGCAUGUCUGAAUAACAAGCAGCUUUUAAUUGCAAAUAUAUCUAUAUACUGUAUAUCUAUCAAUAUAUCUUGAGAUAAUAUGCAUUGUGUGUGUUUAUUUAAGCAAAAAAAAUCACUAUAUACCCACUAGUUAAGCCUAGCAUUAGCUUAUGUUAAUGAAUGUUGUGUGAAUGUUGGACAAGAUGUGUCACUUAUAACUGUAAGCUUUGUUUUGCCUGUUCUAAAAUUAAAAUGAAAACUUGAACAAAAA